AGGCAUCUAACUGUUUUUCGCGCACCAUUCAAAAUAACGAACGACAUAAAAUUUUACAUUAGAAAAUUUCGCUUUAACAGUGCUAAAAUGUAUUCAAAUUAUAAAAUUUUAAAUCUUAAUGCACGCUCAUCAACGCCGCAAGAUAAGGAAUCGUUUCCCACCAUUAAACAGCCACAUCGUGCUGGCGAAUAUAGUUUAUCACCUGAGGGGCAUUACGAAGAUUCGCCUGCUCGACUCUGUUUUCUAACCCAACUGGGACCAAACACAUUUCCGUUUUCUUUAAACGCAAGCGGGGAGGCUAUGAGCACGGAGCAAUCCUUUUUAAAGCCAAGAUACUUGGAUAAUAUGUUCUGCUUCUUGCGUUGUUCAAUGGAAACACUUAUUAAACGCCACGAAAACGGACAUCUGCAGGUGGACGCGGAUAUUGUGUGCAGCCGGGAAACAUUACAGCUUAUAAUGUGCGCACCGUAUGAAUACAAGAAUAAUUGGACAAUUGCCGUAAGCAAGUAUCGCAACACCAUAUACAUAUGCCCAGUGCCCAAUCCGGAAAGACCACAAUCGUUCGUUGAUCCCGAACAUUUAAAGAAACUAAUGAUGGACCAUUGGAUGACAAAGCUGCGGCAGCGCUGUCUGGUAGCAAUGGAUGACGACAUUGUCCAACCUGGUUCUUAUCAACAGAAGAAGCUGGAUGGACAAUACUAUUGUGUGUUUAGUAUGAAUAUAUGUGGCUUAAAUGUGCUAUUCGAUGCACCCAUCUUGGCUGAGCAUUGUCCAAAUCCAUUCAUUGGACUGCCCAAAACGUUUGUAGAUUUAAGGAUGCGCCUAGAUACGAUGAGCCGUACCGAAUGGUCAGCCCAUAAUCGCAACGUGGUUCUCAAAUGGUGGGUCGAAUCCUUUCUAGUUGGCAUUGAGAAGGUUUACAUUGCUUACCACGAUAAGGAAGGCUACGUGCAAAAGAUUAAACACACAAUGGUUCGCGAGCUGUGGCGGGAGUGCGAUAACGAUUGGUCGCCAAAUAUAUGUGGCAAUUUUCUGCGACGUCUUCUAGGCUCAAUUCAGUUGCUGUUGGCAAACGUGGACAGCGCCAGCACGGUUUACCUGUUGGAAUACGAUUCAAAGAAUGGAAGUAUUACCUACAAAUACUGUAAGGAGCGUAAUGAACAUUCGUUUAUACCCGACUGGUUUCGGAUUCUGAUGGAGGAACACAUGGACCAUCUGAAUGCACAAGUUCAACAUCAAAUUUAAGUGUAUUACAAUAUUUAUGUGUACAUACAUAGUGUUAAUAAGAUGAAAGUAGUUAUUACGUUUAUUGACAGUAUUAAUUGAAUUU
Molecule: messenger RNA, 1330 nt
Organism: Drosophila virilis
Lineage: Eukaryota; Metazoa; Arthropoda; Insecta; Diptera; Drosophilidae
Gene: cuff
Product: cutoff
Biological process (GO): nuclear-transcribed mRNA catabolic process; NAD-cap decapping
Cellular component (GO): nucleus; cytosol
Source: RefSeq, a predicted model, not a curated record